AUGACCCUCAAACCUCUGGCAUCUGUGCUUCCUCAAUCUAUAUCUGAAUGGGGGCAGCUAAUCCAGCUUGCUCUCAGAUUAUCCAUUAGCUCUGUGUGGUAUCCAGAUCACUUUUACGUGCAUGAUGCAGAUCACACGAUUCGGUUUUCCCCGCAGAAAAGAUCAUACGUAAAGCAGGCAUCAUUCUCUAGCGCUGUACUUGUUAUUCUCUCCCCAGCCCCAACUGGGGUCGGCUUUCAGGACGUCUGCGUGACCUUGACCAAACGCAGCACCAACGUCACUACGCAUAAGGGGCAGAUGAGUUUCCCAGGGGGACAUGUGGAAAUAGGGGAAACAACCGAGCAGGCCGCUCAACGCGAGGUGCAGGAAGAGAUUGGGCUGGAUUCUUCCUUAUAUAAUAUCCUGGGUGGCUUGACAACCAUUGUUAGCUCUGAAAGAGGUACCUUGGUCACUCCGCACGUUGCUAUCGCGGACAUUCACAUUCAACCGAGUUACACUAACUCUGAAGAGGUGGCCUCCAUUCACUACGUUCAUUUAUCGAACCUGCUUCUCAACAGCGAGCAUACUCAGUGUCGCGUAUUAAAAACUAAACCCUUCGCCCGCGUGUCAAAGCCUAGCUACUUUCCUUGCUUUUUUGCUAGUAGUGCUUAUGAUAGCCUAAGCCCGCCCAUAAAACCCUCAAUGGCGCUCCCACCUAACUUGGCUCAUGUGAAUUCUGAGGUUAUCCUUCCCGAGGACUACCCUGGUCAGAUGGUUUGGGGGUUGACUGCUUUUGUGCUGUGUGAGCUCUUGGCACGGUUGGCUGCUGCGUUAGAGGCUAAACAUCCCAAUAUCGAUGCUGCUAGGGCUGCUUCUAUUUUAAGGUGUUCGAAUAUAGUUGCUUGCGAUUCUGACUUUUCAACCUAA
This is a messenger RNA of Phytomonas sp. EM1, 906 nucleotides long. Lineage: Eukaryota; Euglenozoa; Kinetoplastea; Trypanosomatida; Trypanosomatidae. The record is from the annotation of a GenBank genome assembly.